Messenger RNA from Camponotus floridanus (Florida carpenter ant), 774 nucleotides. RefSeq names its product thyrotropin-releasing hormone-degrading ectoenzyme-like. The transcript has 3 exons. Gene Ontology annotation, molecular function: metalloaminopeptidase activity; zinc ion binding; peptide binding. The record is from RefSeq and is a predicted model, not a curated record. Gene Ontology annotation, biological process: proteolysis; peptide catabolic process. Gene Ontology annotation, cellular component: cytoplasm. The coding region runs from base 1 to 774 and encodes 257 amino acids. Lineage: Eukaryota; Metazoa; Arthropoda; Insecta; Hymenoptera; Formicidae.
AUGGCAUUCUUGAGAGUGUUAAGUUGCAAUUUGAUAUUCAUCGUAGCGGUAGCUGUUAUUAAUAAUAAUUUUGAUUUGCCUGUACCAUUGGUGACACUCAACAUAUCACCGUUACAUUACUACAUCAAAUUUAUGCUAUAUGUCAACGAUGAUAUAUUCUAUGGCGAAUGCAAUGUCAGCAUUUAUAUUCCUUAUAAAAUGCCAAGUAUAUACAUUGAGACGGAAAAUUUGGGUAUAACUGAAAUUAUAGUAACAGAAAAUACACAAAUAUCUAAAGGAAAUGAAGAAAAAGUUUUUGCCCAUAGACCUAAGAAAUUAAUCCAUGACACUGAAACAUAUGGAACCCGCAUUUGUUUUUUAUAUGAUUUACCACGAGGAUAUCACACUCUGAACAUGAAGUUCAUUGGACUUUUAGCUGAAAAUGGAGGCUUUAGAACUUUUUAUAUGAAUCAACAAUAUAACAGAGUGUGGUUGGCCGCAACGCAUUAUCAAACAUUUAUGACUCGAAGAUUAUUUCCUCUUUUGAAGGAUACUGGAUAUGUUAGUUAUAACAUUUCUAUAAAGCAUCAUAAAAAUUACACGGCUUUAUCAAAUAUGCCCGUAAGAGCAGUGAAUAUAGACAUAAAUAAUAUGAUAUGGUCACAUUUCGAAAGUAUUCCCAUAAUGCCUGAUGAUUUCGGCCUGAUGAUAGCAGCGAAUGUGGUACAUGUCCGCUUUAAUCAAGAUACAAAAAAACACCAGAAACAAAUCAUAUCGCGAUUCCGAAGUUGUUAG